AUGAGUGGUAACCCAAGAGUGUUUAAGAAAACUAGCUCCAAUGGGAAAUUUUUCCCUCUCCCUGGGGAAACAGACUUCAUGGAUGAUGUGGACACUGUGGAGGCCACUGAUGGAGUAAUCCUUGUUGACCCUGAAUACUUAAAAAGUCUAAUGAGUCCUGACAACAGGGAAGUUCGGCCCAAUAUGGCCAUAUUUCUUCAGUUAUUAAAAGAAUUGAAAGCAGAGCUCAGAAUUGUCUCUUUGGAUCUUCCUAUCACCCACUUAACAAAGACCAUUCACAGUUUCUUUUUGUCAUCUCAGCCCCUACAACUCCAGACCUGGAUGGACAGGGAGGUUCACUACCAUGGAGAAGCUGUUUCUGCCUGUGUUUCUAUCAACAACAGGACCAACAAGGUCAUCAAAAGAAUCAAGAUUGCAGUUGUCCAGACCACAGAUGUUGUUCUGUAUUCACUAGACAAGUACACGAAGUCUGUGCUCAUUCAGGAGUUCAUAUGAGCUGAGACAGUAGCAGCUAACUCCAGCUUCUCCCAGACCUUUGAAGUAACCCCACUCCUGGUCCAGAAGUGGGACCUGGCAUUGGAUGGCAAAUGCAAGCAUGAAAACACCAAUCUGCCCUCUAGCACAAUUGCUGUUGGUGUGGAACUGCCCCUCAUCUUGAUCCAUCCAAAGCCAUCUCAUGGUGAGAGAGCAGGGUCUCUAGUUACCACCACCACUUACUUAGAUAACCUUAGAUUGCCUUAUGAGGGUGAGGAGGAAAAGUUCACCUACCCUACCCCCAUUAUGCAGGUUGAAAGUGCAAAAUGA
This is a messenger RNA of Psammomys obesus (fat sand rat), 804 nucleotides long. It is a transcript of the gene Arr3, whose product is annotated as arrestin 3. Gene Ontology annotation, molecular function: G protein-coupled receptor binding. NCBI's taxonomy places the organism in Eukaryota, Metazoa, Chordata, Mammalia, Rodentia, Muridae. Gene Ontology annotation, biological process: G protein-coupled receptor internalization; signal transduction; visual perception. The record is from RefSeq and is a predicted model, not a curated record.